Molecule: messenger RNA, 912 nt
Organism: Culicoides brevitarsis
Lineage: Eukaryota; Metazoa; Arthropoda; Insecta; Diptera; Ceratopogonidae
Gene: Tango14
Product: dehydrodolichyl diphosphate synthase complex subunit NUS1
Exons: 2
Coding region: 147-911 (254 amino acids)
Cellular component (GO): endoplasmic reticulum membrane; dehydrodolichyl diphosphate synthase complex
Molecular function (GO): ditrans,polycis-polyprenyl diphosphate synthase [(2E,6E)-farnesyl diphosphate specific] activity
Source: RefSeq, a predicted model, not a curated record
GUUGUCUUGUGACAACUACACAAUUUUUCGCUUCGUUUUUGCUCAACUACAAAACCAAAUUUCAUCAUUCAAAGCCUCCGAAGCCGCAAAAAGCCCGCUAAUGACCGUCUAAUUGUGCAACUUCCGACAUCACAAACCCGAAAAAAAUGCGCAUUUUCUUCAUAUUUCUCCACAAAUUGCUGUUACUCGCGUUGGCUGUGUACUGGCUCGGCGAAUUUGUCUUGACAAAGCUGCGGGAAUUCCUCAGUAGCGGCAAUCCAGACGACUUGGAGCGCGAUCGUCGUUAUAUCGAACACAAAAUUCGCAACUUGGAACGAAGUCCGGUACAUUUGGCGAUCAUUUUGGGCAACGAAGCACCGCAGUACGGCGUCUUGGGUAAAUUAAUUAUAUGGGCAGCUGCUGCGGGCAUCAAACACAUCAGUUUGUACGAUCAUGAAGGUGUGCUAAAGAGGGACAACGACAAGGUGCGAAAACACGUAAAAGCACUGAAAAGUGAUCACGAGCAGAUUUUGUGGGGUCCUGACUUCAAUAAUGGUGCCGUUGACGCCGUUCCGCCGAUGAAUGGAUACAAAACGCGCCUGUUUGUCAACUUUUUUGCACCAGACGACGGAAAAAGACGAAUUAUAGAGACAUCACAAGACUUGGCUGCGGAUGUGAAGCACGGAAAAUUAUCGAUAGACGAGAUUACGAUCGAUUUUGUAGACAAAUCACUUAAAAAACACAUUUAUGGAUUGCCGGAUCCAGAUCUCGCAUUGUAUUUCGGGGGAGUUUGCAGUAAUUUUGGGUUUUUACCGUGGCAUACGAGACUAACGGAGUUUUUGAGCAUAAAAUCGCAAGCGAAUGUCACAUCUCCGGAUUUUGUGCGUUCACUUUUUCGAUUUUCCAAGUGCGAACAACGUUUCGGGAAAUGAU